This is a messenger RNA of Grammomys surdaster, 5797 nucleotides long. RefSeq names its product rho guanine nucleotide exchange factor 18. The transcript is spliced from 19 exons. NCBI's taxonomy places the organism in Eukaryota, Metazoa, Chordata, Mammalia, Rodentia, Muridae. Gene Ontology annotation, molecular function: guanyl-nucleotide exchange factor activity. The record is from RefSeq and is a predicted model, not a curated record. Gene Ontology annotation, biological process: small GTPase-mediated signal transduction. Bases 1 to 3384 code for a protein of 1127 amino acids.
AUGGGGACUACACACUCUAAGAGUGGCGACAGGCAGGGGUCACCCCCUGGCCACCCUGAGCUGCCCUUCUACGGCUCUCUCCCCAGGAAAUGGAACGAGAAUGUCUUCUUGGAUAAUGAGCUAUUGACCUCCAAGAUCCUGUCGGUGCUGAGGCCCCAGACGGAGCGGGGCUUCAGGACAGGCAACCUCCGCUACCCUGCCCACUUUCUCAGCUCCAGCUCUGUAUUUGCCUCUGUUGCAGCCUCCCUGAAGGAGCACCCUCGGACCACACUUCUGUCUGAUGGCAGCAGCCCAGCUCCUUCCAGGAAUGUCGGCAUGACCGUCUCUCAGAAAGGGGGUCCCCAGCCAACACCGAACCCAGCUGGAUCUGGGGUGCGACUUGGACCAAUCGCUGGAGACAUGGAUGAAGCUGACUCCGUGUUUUUAAAAUUGAAGCAGACGGCCGACGACUCUCUGUCACUCACAUCCUCAAAUGCUGAGUCUGUUUUCAUAGAAGAUCCUUACAUUGCCUCACUGAGGUGUGAGAUUGAGUCGGAUGCCCAUGAGUUUGAGGCUGAGUCCUGGAGCCUCUCUGUGGAUUUAGCAUAUGCCAAGAAACAGAAGAAGGAGGUGGUAAAGAGACAAGACGUCCUGUAUGAGCUGAUGCAGACAGAGGCACAUCACGUGCGCACACUGAAGAUCAUGCUGAAAGUCUACUCCAGAGCCCUGCAGGAGGAGCUGCAGUUCAGUGGCCAGGCCGUCAGCCGCCUGUUUCCCUGCGCUGAUGACUUACUGGACAUGCACAGCCACUUCCUUGCCCGCCUUAAGGAGCGCCGGCAGGAGUUUCUAGAGGAGGGCAGUGAUCGGAAUUACGUCAUCCAGAAGAUCGGAGAUGUCCUGGUUCAGCAGUUCUCAGGAGAAACCGGGGAGAGAAUGAAGGAGAAAUACGGCGUGUUCUGUAGUGGCCACAAAGAUGCGGUCAGUCACUACAAGUUAUUGCUGCAGCAGAGCAAGAAGUUUCAAAACUUAAUCAAGAAAAUUGGCAACUUCUCCAUUGUGCGACGUCUGGGAGUACAGGAGUGUAUCCUUCUGGUCACACAGCGUAUAACCAAGUACCCGGUGCUAGUGGAACGCAUCAUCCAGAACACAGAAGCCGGCACCGAGGACUACAAAGACCUGAGCCAGGCCCUGAGCCUCAUCAAAGACAUCAUCUCACAAGUGGACGCCAAAGUCAGUGAGUGUGAGAAGGACCAGCGCCUCAAGGAGAUCGCAGCCAAAAUGGACUUGAAGUCCUCCAGCAAACUCAAGAACGGGCUAACCUUCCGGAAGGAGGACAUGCAGCAGCGCCAGCUCCACCUGGAAGGCACCCUGUGCUGGAAGUCCACAUCAGGGCGCUUGAAAGAUGUCCUCGCUGUCCUGCUGACCGAUGUGCUUUUGCUGCUCCAAGAAAAGGAUCAGAAAUAUGUCUUUGCUUCUGUGGACUCAAAGCCACCCGUCAUCUCUCUGCAAAAGCUCAUCGUGAGAGAGGUAGCCAACGAAGAGAAGGCCAUGUUUCUGAUCAGCGCCUCCAUGCAGGGGCCAGAAAUGUACGAGAUCUAUACCAGCUCCAAAGAGGACAGGAACAUCUGGAUGGCCCACAUCCGCCGAGCUGUGGAGAGCUGCCCUGACGAGGAGGAGGGCGUUUUCAGCGAGGCCGAGGAGAGAAAGAUGGCUGAAGCCCGCACCAUGAAACUCCGGGACUUUCAAGAGCGACUGAGCCUGAAAGACCAGCUGAUUGCCCAGAGCCUUCUGGAGAAACAGCAGAUCUACCUGGAGAUGGCUCAGCUGAGUGGGCUGGAAGAGUCGGCCCAGUAUCAAGGCCUCUUCCGAGGAGGCGGAGACCCCUCCGAAACCCUACGGGGGGAGCAGAUUCUCAGAUCGGCCAUGAGUGAGAUUGAGGGCAUCCAGAGCCUGAUCUGCCGGCGCCUGGGGAACACCAAUAGCCAAGUGGAGGAGGGAGGUGUCUCUGCAGGCCUGCCUCGGAGGGCUGAGACCUUUGGGGGCUAUGACAGUGUGGGCAGCCCCAGCAAGGGUGGCAGCUUUAGAAGAAAGGUGUACCACAGUGACCCCAGGCCCCAAGACUGGCAGGGGCCUGCUAACAGCCCAGACUCCAACCUCUGUGACACCACCACCCCCAGUGGCUGCUGCGAGGAAUCGCCACAGGAUGUGGAGAUGCCUAGCACAGAGAGUAGCUCCUGUCUGCCCACUAUCCUGGAAUCAGAGCUGGUCCACCGGGUCCAGACACUGUCGCAGUUGCUUCUUAGUCUCCAGGUAGUCAUCGCUCAACAGGAUAGCUAUGUGGAGAUGCAACGAAUGGCCAUCCAGGAGCGCGAGAAGCAGUUCCGGCUGCAGUCGACACGUGGGAACCUGCUGCUGGAGCAAGAGCGGCAACGCAACUUUGAGAAGCAGCGUGAGGAGCGCGCGGGUGUGGAGAAGCUGCAGAGCCAGCUGCGUCAGGAGCAGCAGCGAUGGGAGCGGGAGCGGGCACGCCAGCAGCAGGAACUGGAGCUGGCAGGCGCGCGACUGCAGGAGCGAGAGGGCGAGGCGCGCCAGCUGCGCCAGCGACUGGACCAGGAACGCACAGAGCUGGAGCGACAGCGCCAGGCCUACCAGCAUGAUCUGGAGCGGCUGCGAGAGGCCCAGCGAGCAGUGGACCGUGAACGUGAGCGCCUGGAGCUGCUGCGCAGGUUCAAGAAACAGAACACUGUACCAGGGGCACUGCCCCCGGAAGUGCUGGCAGAGGCCCAGCCUACAAGUCAGCCUCCCAGCUUCAAUGGGGAUGGGCUAGAGGGGCUCUUGGGCCCAGCCAAAGCACCGGGAACCCAAGGGAGCAUGCUGCUACAUGGCACAGGACCUGAGUACGUAGAGCGACCUGAGGUAGCCCGCUGGGACAGUGCCCCUGCUGAGAGCCGGCCAGCCAAGAGCGAUGUGCCCAUCCAGCUGCUCAGUGCCACCAAUCAGAUUCAGAGGCAGACAGCCGUGCAGCAGCAGAUCCCCACCAAACUGGCUGCCUCCACCAAGGGAGGCAAGGACAAAGGCAGCAAGAGCAGGGGUUCCCAGCGCUGGGAGAGCUCAGCAUCCUUCGACCUGAAGCAGCAGCUGCUCCUCAACAAGUUCAUAGGCAAGGAUGAGAAUGCAUCACGAAACCGUCGCUCACUGAGUCCCGUCCUGCCUGCCACCCAUGGAUCUGCACCUGCCCCAGACCCCUGCUUCCCAGCCCCAAGCCCGGCCCCAGCUGCCACACCCCCUGAGGCCUUCAAGUUCGGAGGCACGUCACUGCCACCUGCCUCCCCAGCUCCCUCGCUGCCAACCACACCGCUCACCACCACAGAUGAAGUUGGCAAGGAAGACGUCAUCUUCUUCUGAGGGCCAUGGCCCCGAGAGCAGACCCCUUUCUGUCCUGAUAACCCUUUAUGUCUCUGGGGAUCCUAUGGGUGACUGUUCCGUCUGGCCAUCUCCUUCCCCUGCACAAGCACAGCCAGGCACUUGUUCACCUGAGAGUCCCCAGUUGGUGUCUUGGGUCUCACAGUUCUCUAUAGAUUUAGUGGUAGAACAUGGGUAUCCCCUUGAACAUACACACACACAUGCAUAUGCACGUAGUUAUGCAUAUGCAUGUAAAUAAGCUCAAACGAAGUUCUUUUCAGUUGAGAGUGGAACCCCAGCUAAACCACUGAGCUAUUUUAAACCAGACAUAGGAAGUACAAAGCUAGGGAAACAGGAGACAGAGCAGGCAGGUCUGAGAAGACCCCAGCCCCAGGAGACAGAGCAGGCAGAUCUGAGAAGACCCUGGCCCCAGGAGACAGAGCAGGCAGAUCUGAGAAGACCCCAGCCCCAGGAGACAGAGCAGUCAGGUCUGAGAAGACCCCGGCUCCAGGACACAGAGCAGUCAGGUCUGAGAAAACCCCGGCCCCAGGAGACAGAACAGUCAGGUCUGAGAAAACCCCGGCUCCAGGACACAGAGCAGGCAGGUCUGAGAAAACCCCGGCCCCAGGAGACAGAGCAGGCAGGUCUGAGAAAACCCCAGCCCCAGGAGACAGAGCAGGCAGGUCUGAGAAGACCCCGGCCCCAGGAGACAGAGCAGGCAGGUCUGAGAAGACCCAGGCUCCAGGAGACAGAGCAGGCAGGUCCAGGGGCAGACUCCAUAACUCCCAGGGAUCUCUGGAUUGAACUGAGUCAUUUUGCACCAGAAGGCACUAGAAUCACCCGGAGUCCAGCGAAUCUCCACUUUGAAAGCAGCAGCUGGCACUGGCCACAGCCUUGACCAGUAAGUGAACUGGGCAACUACAGAGGACCACAGGGUUGGACAGACUCAGGCAGCCCCAGGCAACCCAUGGAGCAGUGGACUGGAUCUGUGGGUUCAGAAAUCAAUCUGAAGAGGGGUUACCAACUGUCACUCCUUGUAGUAGGCCGAGUUUUUCCAGCUCUGCUUCUCAAAGGGCGCCUGCCAUGUCCUCCCAUCCACCUUAGCUGAGAUGCAGAGCCCCAGGUUCAGCAGGGCAGUAUAUAUCUCAGACAGACAGUGUCUGGUCACUGCGAAAUGAGGUUUUCCCUGGUCCCUUCAGUGUCCUGCCAGAAAAGCAGAGCUAACACAUUCAGGGACAUGUGGAGGAAUGGCCUAGUGACAUUGCCAGUAAGUAGCCACAGGUGACUAUCUUGGUACCACCUCAGCCUGUGCAGGAGUUGGGACAGUAGCUGGCCUGAUCUAGUCUUGUUCCCAGAACUGGGCAGAUCUGAGUUCCAGGUCUUACCACAUUUAGACCUGCCCAAGGUCCAGAAUCAUCCCUUACCAGGUUUCCCUGCUGUACCCUGCCCUGAAGUACUAACAGGCAGGACCAAGUCCUCCACUGAUGGUUCAUAGUCCCAAAAAGGACAGUCUCUAGAGCCCAGCAUCCUAAGGACCCACUACCAAGAGCCUUGCCCUGUGAUACUUAAUGCAGCCAGCCAGGCCAUCCCCACCACUGUGGAACAGGGACAUGUCAGAGGCUGCUGGCAUGAGCAACAGAGACCUCCAGAGCCAAGACUUAAGCAUUCAUGAGCUCAGGGAGCGACUGUGGAUGUGGGUACCAGAGUCCUCCAGCUGGCAGGCAACAGGGUGCAGAAAGUGGUGGUCUCUAAUAUUAGACUUCAGAGUGCCAGGAGUGGUGUGCCCCAUCCCCGUCCUCAUCCCUAGGCUUGUGGACCCCUGCACCUGAACAGCUCUUAUUCUGGUCCUUUCCUGUCUGUCGUGUGUCCAGAGUGUAGCUACAUCUACCAGACCUCAUUGUGCCAUGUUGCUAAUCAGUGUUUUGUGUUUUGGGGUUUUUUUUUUCCUUUUUUUUUUCUUUUGUACUGAGAUGUAUCAGAGCACUUUAGGAAAGCUGAGUUUUAAGUUCCCACUCUGUGAAGAGAACAUUCCAGUACCCAACCAGAGCUGGGUAGGCUCACCAUCAGACACCAUGACUUUUUGGAUUUAGAAGUUCAAAUGGUCUCCACUUGGCCUUAGGAAGGAUUCAGCUUAUCUCUGCCAGAUGGCCAGGUGGUUCUCAGCUGUGUACCGCACACAGUAGGACAGUGUCACCAGCAGCCAUGGGCUCCUUCCUGGAAGAUCUCAUUUGUGAAGACGGUGAGCUAGCAGCAUUCAGUCUCUGAGGUUGAGUGGCAUCCCCUGUCAGUUGUGACCGUGAUUCUUUGCCUACCCUUGAUUAUUUUCACAGUGAUAACAGAGCACCCUGGCAACAGGGUAUUCUGGAACCACCCUAGAACUUAUGACCAGAUUCGAGCAAUAAAAUUAUCCAAAGGA